AUGACUGUAAGGGAUUUCCCGACACUUAAUGGCAUAGGGGUGUUGAUGGGACUACUCGAAUUCCCGGAGAGGGCCGUGAAUGUGCCCCAUGCACACCUGAGAGGGGCUGAGAUCUUGUUCGUGGUUGACAACGCUCUGACCGUUAGAUUGAUGGAUAGAAAGGGGAUGUUGCGCAAGAACGUGCUACAAAAGGGCUAUGUUUUUGUGUUCUUGCCUCACUACCAGCAGGCUAACCCAAACAGCCCUAGCAUUGAUGUACAUAAUUUGGCGAUCUACCAAUUCAGGAAGUCUCUCAUUGGUCGAUCUCAUGUAAGAAGAGAUGAGAACCAUAGUUAG
This is a messenger RNA of Magnolia sinica, 336 nucleotides long. Its product is annotated as putative germin-like protein 9-2. Bases 1 to 336 code for a protein of 111 amino acids. The record is from RefSeq and is a predicted model, not a curated record. Gene Ontology annotation, cellular component: cell wall. The transcript is spliced from 2 exons. NCBI's taxonomy places the organism in Eukaryota, Viridiplantae, Streptophyta, Magnoliopsida, Magnoliales, Magnoliaceae.